Molecule: messenger RNA, 2028 nt
Organism: Macrosiphum euphorbiae (potato aphid)
Lineage: Eukaryota; Metazoa; Arthropoda; Insecta; Hemiptera; Aphididae
Source: the annotation of a GenBank genome assembly
AUGAGUGCUGCAUAUUACCGUUUAAAAAAAUAUCGCCAAAAACGAUCUGCUGAAGUUUCAACUUAUAGAAAUUCACUAAGCCCUCCUAAUCCUACAAAUAAUAGUGAUGACAAUAAUUCUUCGUAUCACUUAGUAGAUUCAUCCUUUGAGUAUUUAAGCUUAUCAGAUUGCAGUUCACUUAAUUAUCAGUCACCUCGAUCUUCCCCAUCACAGCAUUCAUCAAGUACCGACAGUUGUAUUCAAGGAAAUAAUAAUUACAAUAUUACUACUACUGUGCCUAGUUUACGUGAAAAAAUACGAAAUUUUGCUGUACGAUUUAGAAGUAAUAUGACGGUUGAAAUGAUUGAAAAUUUACUUGAAAUAUUACGAUCAGAAAAUCAUACUGAUCUACCAAAAUCAGCAGUUGGCUUACUACAAACUAAGUCUAACAAUAACAUUACAAUCAUGAAAAGUUCAAAAAAUACUGAUGGCUCUUAUGUGUAUUUCGGCAUAGAAGAAGGAUUAAAAAGGAUAAUUACUGAUGAAUAUGCUGAAAAUAGCAUACGUUUGUUGUUCAACAUAGAUGGCCUGCCAUUAUAUAAUAAUUCAAGCCAGCAAUUUUGGCCAAUAUUAGGACUUAUUGUACAUAACGGAUAUGAAUCAAACCCAUUUAUUGUGGCGGUGUACAGUGGUGAUUCUAAACCUCAAAAUUCAAAUACUUUUUUGGAAGAUUUUGUUCAAGAAACAAUAUUUUUAGUUCAAAAUGGCUUAAAUAUUGGACAAAGAAAUUUUAAAUUAGAAAUUGCUGGGUUUUCUUGCGAUACGCCAGCCAGAUCAUUCAUUAAGAAAUGUAAAGGGCAUGGAGGGUUCUUUGCAUGUGAGCGCUGCGUAACCAGAGGAAAGACUCUAAAUAAAAAAAGAGUUUAUCCCAGUAUUAAUUCCAAAUUACGCACCAAGAGGAGUUUUAUUAGGCAACGUCAACCUGAGCAUCAUUUGGAUGGAAGAACAUUGUUGAUUGAUAUACCAAACUUUGACCCUGUGAACUCAGUUUUUUUAGAUUCCAUGCAUUUAUUGUACCUUGGUAUUAUGAAAUGGAUCUUACAGCAAUUAAUUGGUACUAAGAUGAGAGUUAAUCGUAAAUGCAAACUUCCUCGUUGUAAAAUACAAGAAUUAAAUUUAAAUUUAAAAGUAUUUGUAAACCAUAUACCUAAAGAAUUCCAGAGAAAAAAAUUAGACUUGGACACAUUUAAUUACUGGAAAGCAACACAAUUUCGUUUUUUUUUAAACUACUGUGGACCUCUAGUCCUACGAAAAAUUCUACCUAAAAAAAUGUACCAUCACUUUUUACUUUUAGUUGUUGCGUGUAGAAUAUUAAAUGAUUCUGAAUUGUGUAUCAAAUAUGUGAGUUAUGCAAAAGAAUUGUUGAAGAAAUUUGUGGAGCUUCUCCCUUCAUUUUAUGGUCCAGAUUCACAAAUUAUGAACAGCCAUAAUUUGAUACAUUUGGCCGAUGAUGUGGAACAUGAAAAUACAAAUUUAUCAAAUUUAUCAGCAUUUCCAUUUGAAAAUUUUCUCGGAAAAAUUAAAAGGCUAAUUCGUGGAAGAACUAAGCCUCUGGCACAGUUGGUUAGAAGAAUGUCUGAAGAGAAAACAUGUCCAGAGAUGACUAAAAAGAAUGCUAUACACAAGAAAAAAAGUCUCAUUGUUAACCCUGACAUUAAAAGUAAAGUUAAUUUAAAAAGCAUUAUUUUUCAAGGAGUUGAGUUAAGUACAAAAAAACCUAACAAUAUUGUGAAAUUGAAUUCUGGUGAAGUUUUUAGCAUUACUAGAAUUAAGAAUAAACGAUGUAGUAUUUUCUUUCACGGAUAUUUGUACAAGAGUGUUACUGAUGUUUUUAAAUACCCUUGCAAAUCAACAGAAAUUGGAAUAAUGAAAUUGGGUCAAUUAUGUAGAAGAAAAAGUAUUAUUUCAAUAAAUAAUGUUUUAAAAAAAUGUGUUCUUUUCGAGAAAGGCAGUCAGAGUUAUGCAGUUACAUUACUACAUGAUUCCUAA